AUGAAGCGCCGGAAUGACUACAAGGUGGCGAUGGCCGAAAGCGUCGAGCUGGAGCCGCUGGGCGGCAUGGACAAACUUUCCGAGACGGACAGCAAAAAACGGAACGGGAUAAAUAAAUUCGGUGGCGACAGCUCCUCACGACCAGUGCGCGAUGGCGUUGCCGUAUGUUCACAGAAACGAGCACUAUUUGUGACAGCAAUAGUGUUGGGAACAUUACUAGCAACGGCCCUAGUGAUAGCGUACGCCGGUCCACAAACAGUUUGCCCAUGUGCGGGGAAAAUACCGCCCGGGUACGUGCCGGAUGGUUACAACAGCUCGGAGCCGUUUCUACCAAUUGCAACGAACGGCCAACCAUUUCCGUGGCUGCUACCAACGUUACCGAACAAUGUGAAACCAAAUCGGUACAUUCUAACAAUACAUCCCAAUCUAACGACGCUAGACGUAAAAGGUCAAGUGUCGAUAGAGCUGUACGUGGAGAAGGAGACAAACUUCGUGGUCUUGCACGCACAGGAUCUCAACAUUACCGAAAAGGCAUUGGUGGGACCGAAAGGAUUUGCGUUGAAAAUUCUCCGUAUGCUUGAGUAUACGCCGCGCCAACAGCUGUACAUCGAGACACGGGAAAAGCUGCGGAAAAAGGCAAACUACACGCUCAGCAUACGAUGGCACUCGAAAAUGAUUCUGGAUCAAUUCGAAGGAGAUUUCGAUAUGAAGAAGACAUUAGCCGCCACGGUUCUAAAACCUGGCAGCACGAGGAAAGCGUUUCCUUGUUUCGAUGAGCCACAUUUGAGAGCAGCAUUUAAAAUCUCACUCUUCCGUGACCGGUUCCACAUAGGCUUGUCUAACUCUAUUGUACAGGAUACGGACGAUGUUGGCUUUUACAUGGGAACGGGAUUGCUUAGAGACGAUUUUGCCGAAACUCCACCACUUCCACCGGAUUCGGUUUCAUGGGUCAUCAGUGACUUUAAGCGCGAAUUGCUUGAACCAUCUGCAAAAUAUCAAAAAGUGAACGCAAGUAGCAAUGGUGCUACAGGUACGGCGGCUGGCAAACCAUCUGUCGGCACAACUGGAGCUGGAGGGAUGGGAAAUGGAAAAUCCACCCCCUCCAAGGUGGCCAAAACGGACAAAAAACCCUUCCGUCAUCUGACUGCAGUGCUACUGUCGAAGAAUUUGUUCAAGCUUACCAACCAACCGCCCACAAAAGAACCUUCGCAGAAUGAAAGCAAUAUUACGAUAAAUGCGGCCGAGUCAACCACAAUAGCGAAACCGAAUGGAACCGUGGUGCAAGAGCAAGAUGCGGUGUGGUCCGGCGACACUGCAAUGAUACGGACGGCACCGGCGUAUUCAUUCUACGCACCGGAAACUCACAUCGCCAAGGGUUCGUUUAUUCUGCACACCUCCCGGGAUAUUUUGGAGUAUCUGCAGCAAUGGCUCUCGGUGGCGUACCCUCUGUCAAAGCUGGACUUUGUUGCGCUACCCUCGCUGCUGGACGAUUUGUCCAGCUCGCUGGGACUGAUCGUAUGUCGGACGUCCUUCCUGAACGAACCUACCGCCAUUUCGUCUAAGGAGUACCACAUGUCAGUGGUAAAAAUUUCCGAAGGCAUCGUGAAGCAAUAUUUCGGUGGACUCAUCUCACCGAAGACCUGGAAGCACAAAUGGCUGUGGGAGGGUCUGAUACGGUACUUGAGCCGAUUUCUGUUGGCCACCAUUCAACCAUUGUGGCCGAUGAAGGAACUCUUUCUGAUCGAUACGCUAACGAAAGCGUUGGACAUUGAUGCGUUGCAGGGUUGGGAAAGUAUCAGUGUCGGUGCGAGCGAUUCCGGUAAUAAUGAUCCAUUCUACGUGGACAAAUCGGCGGCCCUGAUGUCGAUGCUACAGUCUGCCAUUGGCGAGCGAAAUUUUCGGCAGUGUUUGGGCAAGUUUCUGAAAACCUACCAGUUUCAGACGGCUGAACCGAGCGACCUUUGGGCGAUCUGUGCAAAACAAGUUAACAACAGCAAGUACGUGAAGGAAAUGAUGAACCAAUGGACCAACACGGCCGCCUUCCCACUAUUGAACGUGACGAUGAACGGGACCAGUCUCAUUGUGAGACAGACAGGAUUCCGGCCGGCUGAGUACCUGGCAAUCUAUGACGAACCGACGGAAGAGAUCGAGCUGGAAGGGGAGACUGCACGCACCACCACAACAACGGCGGCACCGGUCGAUCCGACGGGCAAGGGUGCAUCCGAUGGUGGGUCACGGUGGAUCUUUCCCAUUCAUUACAUCACGGAUGUGUUAAACACGAAUGAAACAUCUAUCGAAAACAAGGAACAACAAAGUUUAAUCAUCUGGCUGAACUCGAGCGAAGUGAUAAUCACAUUAAACCACACCGCACAAUGGAUCAAGCUAAAUCACGGUCAAACGGGCUACUAUCGUGUUCUAUACGAUGAAGCAAACUGGGCUAAACUGGUCGAACAGAUGCAAAUCAACAACGCUGUAUUCAGUACACAGGACCGCGUCGGAUUGGUUUCGGAUAUCUUCACCCUGUGUCACGCUAAUCUCAUACCAUGCCACGCGGCAAUGGAGCUGAUAUCGUAUUUUCCGAAGGAAAAAGAAUGGGGCCCAAUCGUACUGGGCACUAGUCACCUUGAGAAGUGGCGCAAAAUUCUUAAAUACUCCGAGUGCUACCUUGUGCUGGCGGAAUACGUGCGCCAAAAUUUGGAGAAGUCGAUUCAAGUGCUCGGUUGGGAAGAUACGGGCGAAGAUGAAACUAAGCUACUGCGCCCCGUCCUGAUGCUCAGUGCGGCACUCUGGGAGGAAGCGGAAACGAUCAAAUUUGCCAAGGGGUUGGUGACCAACUUUACCACCCAUUCGGUACCGAUACCUCCCAACCUGCGCUCGGUAGCGUACAUCGGUUCGGUGCUGUCGGGUGAAUUCCAGUACUGGCAGUUCUGUUGGGAUCGCUACAUGGCCGUACGGCGCGAAAAGAGCUCAGUGUUGGAAGAGCGCAUGGAGUUAUUGCGUGCGCUCGGUGUUACGAAGGACGCUUGGCUGCAGAACCGAUUGCUUUCGCACGUCAUCACACUUCCGGUGUUCGAGAUCGUACAAGUGUUGGACGCAAUUGCCGGAACGCCGACUGGUGGUGCGAUGGCGUGUCGGUUUUUGCAGGCGAAAUGGUUCGAUUUCCAGUCCAAGCUAGGCCGUGGCACGGUACAGUUCGCUCGGGUUAUCUCCGCUAUCACACAGUAUGGUUCGACCAAGUUCGAUUACGAUGAGCUGAAAUCAUUGGUGGAACGGUUUGGAGACGGACCAGGCCUAAAGCUGCUUAACAUGACGCUCAGUACGGUGGCAGCCAACGUGGAGUGGGUAAGCCGCUCCCAAGCAUCCAUAUACAGCUGGAUCGAGAGCAAAUAUCACUUUUGAUUAGAGCACCGAGCAAUAGAGGACGAGGAAUAGAUUUCGUUUCGCCCAACAAUCCAAGAUUUUCUCAUCGAUGCGCGGCAUUCCAUUUUUCCCCCUUUCUUCUACAUUAUUGAUAUAUUUUGGAUGCCUACUUUCAAGGUUUGACGCUCUAGGAGAAGAGAUAUAGAAACAAAAUACGAACACAAAGAUAGAGGAAAACGAAGGACAAUUUCGAGGACAAGCAACAAAAACGCGGCAAGAAUGCAUUUAUCGUAGUACAAUCUCAAGACUCCUUUUAUAGAUACCAAGAGAGGACGGCGCGUGUAGGAGGCGAAGUGUUCUUCAAUCUUCCACUGUCUACGUUUAGGUAUAUAGGUGUAAAUAUAUAUAUAUAUUCUACAAACAUAUAAGUUACCAAAGAAUGCAAAGAAUAGUUUGUGUGAUCGACAAUUUAUAUCGUAUAUCUCGCCAGUAAAUUAAGAAACAUAGCGAAACAAAAAAAAAGACAACCAAAAACCAUACCAAAAGGAAAUCAUACAAACACAGAAAACCGCAAAAACGAUAGUGAUUGAAGGAUGCACAAAUGCAACUGCAAAACCCCCCCAAUGGUGUAUGUGUGCAUGUUGAUUUGGUGCGUUUAGCUAUUUAGGCUGUUUGGUGCUGAAAACGCCCGCCACGAUGUGUGUGUGAUGUGUGCAUCCCUUCUAGAAAUAGGAAUCCGUAGGCCGGAUUGUCCGUAGACAAUCGUUCCGGUGGAGCAGUGCGGAAGUUUAACCAACCAAGAAGCCCAUGAAUGGGAAAGUACGGCUAUUUAGUAAUGAGUCAUUAAGCAACAAUCCUAUGUUCCCGGUGUUCAGUGGGUAUAUUCGCCUGAAUGUCGCCAUUUUCGCAGCAGCCAGUGAUUUACGUUGAAUAUAUGAAUAAUCAGUGUUCAGUAUUGAUUUAGUGCAUCUAUCAUCUCUCAGAAACGUGAAAUUUCCUUUGCAAGUUAACCAAAACCAGAAACAAGCAAACACAAAACUGCAUACCA
Anopheles moucheti is the source of this 4408-nucleotide messenger RNA. Its product is annotated as aminopeptidase N. Gene Ontology annotation, cellular component: cytoplasm. Lineage: Eukaryota; Metazoa; Arthropoda; Insecta; Diptera; Culicidae. The record is from RefSeq and is a predicted model, not a curated record. Gene Ontology annotation, molecular function: peptide binding; zinc ion binding; metalloaminopeptidase activity. Gene Ontology annotation, biological process: proteolysis; peptide catabolic process. The transcript has 11 exons. The coding region runs from base 1 to 3399 and encodes 1132 amino acids.